AUAUAAUAUGUGUAUGUUUUCUCAAGUACAUUUCAGUUAUCACCUGACUGAAGCAGUCGUGAUUUUUCCGACAUAUCUUUGAUAAAUUAUUGAUAAAUUUUAGUGAAAAUUUGAAACUACUUUCGGUUUUUGGCCCAACCUCGUUCAGUAUUUUCAUAAAUGACAUUCUUGCUGUGUUGCCUUCCGAUGUCGAAACGGAAUUGUAACCAUUGGUGUUGCAAAACCGUUGCCUUGCAGUACAGUAGUUGGAGGGGAAAAAGCAAACGGUCAUAGUGUACAAAAUAGUCAGGAAUGCAUAAACUCCCUGGCAUCUGAUGAUCACACAGGGAUGGAUUCCUUUCACGAGUGCCUUCAGGAAUACGGCGAGGGGCUAGAAGUGGUACAAAUCUGUCUUGAGCCCGAAGAAGCUUCUCUCAAGGAUGAGGAAAUCUCCGCGUACGGUGACCUCAGCCUAGACGACUGCAGGAAAGAUAGAAGCAGUCAGGAAAAAGUUAACGGCAUUGAAAAGUCAUCUAAAUCCAAUUCCCUGGAUGACCCUGAUGACGACAUGACAAUAACUGAAGACGAUGUCCUCAUUGCCCCCAGGGAACUAAGUAAACCAGUCGACAGGAAAGAGAUAGAAAGAGAAAGAAGCUUGUCGAAACAGCAGAGUAAAGAUAUAUCAACCUCAGACGAAAUGGUGUUCGCGGUCACACCAACAGGUCUAGAAAGGAUAAGCUUUGAAAAAUAUUGGAAAGAGUGCGAUGAGCCAAAAAACCGAAAAACAAAAUUAGAAAAGGUAAAAAGUGACGAGAGUUGGAAGGAAUGCCUGAAUUCUCCGACCGAAGAUACAAUUACCCUAUCUGAUGCAACUGCAAGAAUUUCCGUCCAAGAAGACAGUUCCCUUUUGUUUAUCGAUCACGAAGUCGAUGGUUACGAAACAUGCCUCGACGAAGAUUCCUCCUCAGUGAAGUGUGUAAAAAACGCUCGUAAAAAUAGCAGCGAUCACAUCAAAGACAGGAGUAAACACGAUAAAAAGUAUAGAAACAGAGACAACGAUCUAAGUGCCAAAAGCGAUUCGCAGAACACUGCCAAUUCCGUAGAGGAGGUGUCGUCGCGCUAUCCUUAUGUGCAAGAGCACAUAAUAAAGCAGAUGAAAUCUCUGAGAAUAGAGCCGUUAAACGUAAACGUAGGUCAUAAAAAGUUGAAAAAGAAAAGUCCGACGAAGCCAUCCAAAAGCGAGCGCAGACCGUGUGUCGAAUAUUACAACGACCAGGCGGAAUGCUUGAAAGAGAUAAGACGGAAAAAAUUGGAGGAAGAGGAGAGGAAGCAUAAAGAGGAGCAGAAGAAGAUUAUGGACAACAAUCUGGCGACUAUGGAAAAAAGAAUAAUGCUGAAAACGCAGGAGCCAAGUGAAGAGUCGACCGACCUCGACAAUAAUUACGUUCCAGGGUGUCAUAAGUGUUUCUUUGAAAACUACGCUUACGCGAUAACGAAAGCGUAUAUAGCGGAGGCGUCUGCGUGUAAAUAUUGUGAAGUGAUUAGGGACAUGUUGGAAACGCCAAAAGUGGUAAACGAUAGACGUGGUUCCGCACCCGCUCUAGUGAAUUUGGACAGUUCAGUGUCAGAGACUGAUGAUGAAGACUUACUUAUGGUGCCAGUGGUAAACAGGAGAAAGUCUGCUGGCCCGUUAAAAUUCUUUGUGCCUUCUAGAAGACCUAGCUACGUGCCUGUGCCAGCUAUGACGGUGACAGUGUCCCCGGAGCGCCGCGAGGUGGCGCAGCGGUGGGGCGCGCCCCGCAAGGUCUUGCUCACCAGGAGCCCCGGGGCUCCGCUAGGGGUCAGCAUAGUUGGAGGAAAGGUUGAUAUAAUUUCAAAUAGAGACGGCGACGAUGGUGAAGAAAAAGUCAUCUUCGGCAUCUUCAUCAAGAACGUGGUGCCCGGCAGUCCGGCUGGCAGCUGUGGAGAAUUACAGACUGGAGAUCGAAUUUUAGAAGUUGACGGCGUGUGCGUGAGAUCAGCUCCUCACGAACGCGCGGUGCAGCUCAUCAAAGCUGCUGGAGACAAGGUCACGCUUACUGUGCAGAGUCUUGUAGCUUGGAACACGGAUUCUUCAGAUGUCGACGCAUCAUCGCCAGCGAUAUCACCCACACACUCUGUGAGGAAAACUCACACGCCCUCCCCUAAUCCUGAUAGGACACCGAGACACGAGAUCAAGAUUACUGUCUCCGAGCCAGAUCUUGAGAACGAGAAAGAGAUAACUGGAGGCAGUGAGAAAGAGACUGACGAAUCACCAGAGGAACCGCCUCCGAGGCCGGUGUACUCGGACUCCGAGAGCAGCGACGAAGAAGACGAGAGAGAUCUUGGUGGGAGAACUUACACCGACAAAGGAGUAGAGAUCGAUCGUGCCUCAGCAGGAGCCAUCAAGCGCAGCAAAGAAGAGAAGGAGGCAGACCCAGAGCAAGAGGACGACUUCGGCUACACGACCAACAAAAUCCGCAAGAAGUACGCGUCGCUCGGCGACAGCGUGGUCGCGGUCAAACUGGAGCGCAGCCCGAAAGCUGGACUUGGACUCUCGCUGGCUGGACAUAGGGACCGGAGUCGCAUGGCCGUGUUCGUAUGCGGUCUGCACCCGGCGGGCGCGGCGGCCAAAGCCUCGCCCGCGGUCAAGGUCGGAGACGAGAUUCUGGAGGUGAAUGGGAUUGUGUUGCACGGAAGAUGCCACCUGAACGCAUCGGCCAUCAUAAAGGGACUCAUAGGACCAGUGUUCAAAAUUAUAUUGCUGAGGAGAAAAUCUGCUUUGGAAGAUGUAGCGGUGAAGCCACUCACUCAGUUCCCUGUCGCCUUAGAAGAAGAGUCGGAGGACCGGUUUGCUGGCUACAAAGGUGUCCGGGAUAUAACCAUAAAGAAGGGUCCAUCAGGGUUGGGUAUCAUGAUCAUCGAGGGUCGCCACACGGAGGCUGGGAGGGGAAUCUUCGUGUCGGACCUGCAGGAGGGCAGCGCUGCUGAGCAGGCCGGUCUUCAGAUUGGAGACAUGAUACUGGCUGUGAACAGGGACUCCUUACUCAGCUGCAGUUAUGACGCGGCGGCAGCUAAGUUAAAGCAGACUGAAGGUGUGGUGGUACUCACUGUGUGCAGCCCCAACAUGAAGGAUAAGGAUGAAGGCGGCACUACACCAGCGGCAGGCAGCGCGGCGUCGCGCAGCCACACGCCCGACGCCGCGGCCGCGACGCGCGCGCCCACCCCGCGCCCCGCACCAUCGCCCGUCAAAGCGGAACCUCCUCCAGACCCCGCGACAGCUGCCAUAAUCCCCAAUCAAGAAAUGACGAUAGAAAUAAAUUCUGCCAACGAAGUAUUAGGAAUCGUUUUACUGGGAGGAAGCGACACACUCAUCAAUGGUGCAGCAGCUGUAAUUCUCGACAUAUAUGAUAACGGCUGCGUGGCGAAAGACGGGCGGCUACAGGUCGGCGACCAGAUACGGGAAUGUAACGGGAUACAAAUCACUAAAGAUAUGGUCCACGAACGUUUAUGUAUGUCCAUCAAGCAACGAGCACCGAAGCUCCGCUUGUCAGUAUUCCGUCCGUCCCCCGUCGAGUGGACGACCGCGGAGGCGGAGGUGUCCCGCAAGCCGGCCCGCGCGCUCGGACUCACCGCGCGGCGACCCGCCCGCGCGCCGCACGCCUACCUCGGCGACCACAUCCCCGGUUCGCCAAUUGAGCUCGACGGCCGACUUCAGAAGGGCGAUUUCAUAGUAUCAGUGGACGGCAAAGAUCUUUCCGAGGCAGACUACAUGACCGUCGCGACAACGCUAAAACUCAUCGGUAACAAAGUCAACAUCAAAGUGAAAAGAUUCAAAGUCGUCAGAUAGAUGAACGAAGACCAUCAAGUGUAAUGUUUAAAAUCAAGCCAGAUAACAAUCUGUUGAAAUGAAGGUUCAGAAAAAUAUUUACGAAUCAACAAGGGUUGACGGGUAGUUUGUGAAUCAUGGUUGCUUUCCAAUUACAGAGCAUAAUGCGACUCAGUGCCGCACAAUGCUGAAUUAUGCUGAUGCUUAAUUGGAACGUGAAUUAGUUUUCAAAUGCACCAGCAGAGUGCGCUAAGUUCAGUGUUGAAAAAAAAAGUCAAUGUUUGUACCUUCAUCCAUACUUAUAUUUAUUUUUUAACAGUUUGAAUGAACUUUGAUUAUUUAAAAAAAACUAUUUAAAAAAACGAAAGAUUUAAUAAUUUUUCAACAAUAAAUAAUAUUACUAACGAUAACAUAUAAAUAAAACAUUUCGAUCAAUGCCAACUUAAAGAAAAAACACUUGUUAAUUUUCUGUCUCUAAGUUGGUACGAUUGCACGCAUCACACGAAAGCAUCACUUUUGAGAGUGCUCAAUUGUGCGAAGCGUUGCUGUAGUUGGAACACUCAACGUUAAGCAUUAUGCCGCAUAAUGCGCUAUAAUGCUGUAAUUGGAAAGCAACCCAUAUCUGCGAAUGGAAUUUCGAUGAAUCUACUUGUCCGAAUCUACAUAUAUGUGCAUAAUUUAAGUUGACCAAUUUUCACAUUCUCAUAUUUAUCUGUUUUUAUUUUACUAAUUUAUAUUAAUUAAAUAUUAAUAUUAUUCUUAUCAUUUACUGCAUAGUGGCACUAAAUUGCUUAGAAAUAGUUUCUUCCUAAAUAUUUAUCGAAAUCGAAAGUAGUAACUACUGGAAAAAUUUAAUUUAUUUUAAUUAUAAAAUAAAAAUAUCCCAGACGUUUGGCAUUUAUAAAUAUCCAUUAUUAUUUAUUUGUAUUUAGUAGUUUCAAUAUUUUAGGAAUAAAUAAUAAAAAAAUAUCUUGGGCCAAAAUAAUUUAGCUAUGUACUGAUCAUUUUCUGGCUGAAAAAUGUUAGUUAAGUGAACAGACAAUAAAAUAUUGUAUCGUUUCAAAUCAAUUUUAAUAGUGAAAUCAUGGAAAAUACAUACAAUAGGAAAGAUGUUCUGUGGGAGACUAUUACUUAAAAAAUACAUAAAAUUCACUGUAAAUUACGAGUACUUGUAGAGUUUCUUAUUAUUUACAAAGUAAAUUAGGUAAGCUAUAGAUACAUACCUAUUCUCAUAAUAUACGCUUGUUUUGAUAUUGGCAGCGUAAAUCUUAUACUUAUUCCUUAACCUCUUGGGAUAAAAUAAUUCUAUCCUUUAAAGCUCAGUUAUUGAACGAACCAAAUGAAAUAAUAGAAUAUGGGCCAAAGAAAAGUACUGUAAAAGUAAGUAUCAGAGAAAUAUGAAAAUAAAUAAAAUUUUACUCGAAAAAAAUCCAGGUGGACCAGGCAGCAGACGGGACUCGAAACCGCACCCUCCGCUAUACGGACGGAUUUUGUUCUAAUAAAAUUUUCUUUAGAUUUAAACAUCUAGCAGUUAAAUGCUUAAAAAAAAGAAAAUGAUCAAAUCUGAAUAUGCGAUGAGAUUGAAAUCAUAGGGAAAAUUUGACAUCAAAGAAUAACUAAAGAAAGUGAAAGAGAUGGAAUGAUAUAUUUAAAGUAUUUAAGCUAAGACACCGAUGAGAUGUUUUGAUCAGUCGAGACGGAAUUAAAAUAUAGUUGACGUAUGUAUGAGAACCUAACAUGCUUGGACGUUUUGGCUAGCAAACACAAUAUACAUCAUUCAAUUUUUAAGAGUUAUUUAGCUUUAUGUAGUCGGAAUAAAUAUUGCGCUAAGAUAGAAAUUCAAAAUUCAAAGUAAUAACUACCAACCAAUUAAAGUAGUUAAGUAACUCACGAAAAAGCAAAAAUAUAAUUUUAAUUAUCUAUUACCUUGCAUUAUUAAUUUUAAUUGUACUUCAGAUAUUGCCAAAGUUCCACUAGUGACUAGACACUUAGGUGUAACCAAUCCAUGGUAGAUUUUAUUUAAUCAAUUGCAUAAGAUAACAAUUAAGCAUCUAAAAAUUAUAAUAGUGCGAACUUUUUUGUUUUUUUUUUCAAAGCUAGGCCGAAAUGACCCUUGGUUGUAGCGAGUAAGGUUAUUUCAGUAUUUAGUUUUGAAGUUAGUUUUGCUUCCUGCAUCAUCUUGCAGCAACUGGAGUUAAUCAUCUUGAACUUCUUGAUCUUUCAUACACGAUGAUCGACAUAUACUUUGUAUAACAACAAAAACAACAAUACGACCUUUAUUAAUAAGAACUAUAUAUUUAGGUUCUGUAGUCUUUAUCACAAGUACAAUAUAAGGGACUCUGAUCAAGAUUAUUUUUUAUGUUUGAUUGUUCAGAUCAAUCUGUCUUAGUUUUUGGUCCUCUAAGAGCAAAUCAAAUACUUACUAUCUAGUCGGCAAUAUAGUAGGACAAUAUUAUUAGCUGCACAUUCACAUUCACUAGUACUAUUAGUUUGCAAUUAAAAGUGUUAUUAAUGUCCUCCAAUAAUGUAGGGCUGGCUAAUAAAUUUUAGAACUAUAAAUAAGUAGAUAUUUAUGUCAGUUCUUCAGUUCUCAAUACUUUAUCUUCUAUACAAGACCAGCUACCUAGAGGUUACUUGGUGAGAGGUGUUUGUUAAUUUUUGGAAAAUAACAAUGACGGUGGCAUUUAUACCAUGAUUAGAAUAAUUUUCUUAACUAGGAAAGAAUGAGGAAAAGAGCUAAAUUCGGUUAUACGAUUGGCUUAAAUUCACGAGUUAAAUAUUAAUAACUGUCAGUCAUGACUAUUUUAAUUUACAAAAAAUAUUUGCUUACAAUUAUAACUACAGUUAUAAUAAUUUUUAGCAACAGGAUACCAAACGCAGAAUUUUUAUAAAAUUUAUGUAGGCAUGUAUAGGGCAAAUAAUAACUAUAGUUUCAAAUACAAUGUAAAAAUACUAUCUUAAAAUGAGGUUAACUAUAUCCAAUUUAAUAAAGUCAAAUAUUAUCUACGCCAUUUUUCUAUUAAGAUUGCCUUUUUAUGAAUUAAUUAAAUUAUAUUAGUAGUAUUAGGCUUCUUACUCCAAUUAUAUCAACACCACAAAUAGGAUGCUAGAAAGAUUAAACAAAUUUAGAAAUUAUACUUGAAGUAUGACAUUGAAGAUCCACAAUAAAUCUAGAAAAACUAUAGUGUAACAUAAAAUUUAAAUUAAAGAUAUCUUUUUUAAGAAAGAUUUGAAUGACAAAGUUUAAUAAAAAAUCUAUAUCGAUUUAAAAACGUCAUAAAUUAGUUAUUAUAGCAUCGAUCUAUUUUAGAAGCCUAUUAAUGAGAUUUUUACUAAUCUUAAAUGAAGGAGUAAGCAACUAACUAAAUGUUAUAUAAAGUGCUAAAAUAUUUCUAUAGCAAAAUGCCAAUUCCUAUUAUGAAAAUUAUAAUAAUGCAUUUAAAAAUUAAUAAAAAGUAAAGGAUUGCGUAGCAUAAUUCUAAAUCAUUGUAAAGUGUAAAAAGUGUCUUUUUCUUUAUCAUAACCGAUAGAUUUAAAUUAGUAGUACCUAUAGUUAGAAAGAAUACCUGAAAGAAUCUUAGAUCUCUAUGGCCUGAAUAAAUAAAUAUUAAACUAGAAUUUAUGAAUAAUUCAAUAUUUAAAAAUAUUCUAUAUUAUUUGAAACAGAUAAAACUAUAAAUGCAGCUUUUGAUGUGAAUUUUUUAAAGUACAAUUACUAAUAAUUCCAAAGAGAAUAAUUAUUUCUUUAAUAGGAACCGAAUAUACACAAUCGUGCCAUAUGAGUAUAGAAAGUGGGAUAGUAUAAUUCUUUAUGUAUUAUAAAUUGGUACUAUAUUGUGAAAUCUAAAUUGUAUUUAGUGCUAUUUAAUUAUAUAACAUAUUUAAGAAAUUUAUAUUGUGAGUGUUAUAUUAUUACACUAGAUUUAUUUGUCGUAAAUACACUUAGUAACGUUGGGAAUAUUUUAAAUUCGUAUAAAAAAAAUUACAGUGUUUUCUGAAGUAGUAGGUACUAUGUAAGGAACACGUUUACAAUAAUUGUAGACAUUUGUGAUUUUAAAAAUUAGUUAAUUUAUUAUUAUUUAAACUGUAUUUCCUAAGUGUGAUUGUGAAUCCUUGUCAAUAUUAGUCUUAGUUUUAAUAUCUAACAAUCACGUUAGAAAAAAUACAAUAUACCUACUUAUUUAGAAAAACGUGAACUUAGUUUUAUUAACAAUUAAAAGCACUAGAAACAAAAUUUGAUUUUUCUACUUAAUUAAAAUAAAAUUAUUAGGCGCGACAAUUUUUAAACCGAAAUAUUCUUAAAGGUUACAUUUGGGAUUUUAUGAUAAUUAUUAUUAUAAUAGAUAAAAAUGAAAUAAAAUGUAAAAUUGUAUGAAAUAGUGGUUCAGUAAUAAUAAACUGUGCGCUUUUUU
Messenger RNA from Chilo suppressalis (striped riceborer), 8238 nucleotides. The record is from the annotation of a GenBank genome assembly. NCBI's taxonomy places the organism in Eukaryota, Metazoa, Arthropoda, Insecta, Lepidoptera, Crambidae.